GGAGACGUGCAAGCAGGGCAAUUACAAUUUCAAACAAGACAAAGGCAGCUUAAGAAAGAGAAAUUAAAGUAAUCAAAUCCAAAGUUUGAUUGACCCGAAAAUUGAGAAAGAAAAUGGAGGAGAAGGAGGAGGUGCCAUUCUUCCCACAAUUUCCUCUUCUUUCUCUUCACUAUUCUAAUUCUAAUUCUAUUCUCCUCACUUUACUUGCUCUACUACGACUCUCCUUUUCUUUACCUUUCUUUCUUCUCAUUUAAUUAUUUAUUUUUUCUCCCUCUAAACCCACCAUUGCAAUGCCCUACCAGACCUAAGAAGAAGGAAGGAGAACCCCCACCUCAAUUCUUCUUCUGGGUCUGAUCUGAAAGAGUGAAAGUUUUCUUCUUUUGUGUUGUUUUUGGGUGAGGUGGAUUUGUCUUGCUUCUGUGUUUUUGUUGGCGUCACUCGAGGAUUCCUGUUGAAGUACCAAGUUUCGAGUGCUAACCGACAGUUCUGCACCUCGUAUCCAAUAUCUCUCUCUCCUCUGUAUCUCUCUCUUCUUUUAACGGACUCCACUGAUAGCUUCUUGCAACUGUACUCAACUUGCCACAAUGCCCCAUUACAUAACCUACUACUGAACCUACUACUGAAACCAGAUUUUCAAGCAACAGGUCAUGAUUAGAUAUACGGAGAAGUGAAACCCAAAAAGAGUUGACCGAGAACACAUCUAAAACUGAUAUGAGGAAGAUGCUGCCAAAUGGAAGAUGCAGAGGAAAUAGUAAAAUCACUAUGGCUGCAACAAGUUAGAAUUUUCUUUUCUUGCUUUAUGUAAAGAAGAGGGUUUCUUGUUGAAGAAAAGCUGACAAGAAAAUGAAGAGAGAAUGGAGGAGGGUAUCAUCACAAGAUCAAGGCAUCAUGGGAAUCUUUGUUUUUGGCUAUAUACUGUUGUUGCUUCUAAUCAUUCCAUCACAAGCAAGAGAAUUGGCUUCACAGCAAAGUAGCAAUGAUGAUAUUGUGGGGUUGCUAACCUUCAAGAGAUCCUCUGUUCAAUCUGAUCCAAAAAAUGUCUUAGCUAACUGGACUACCGAUUCCCCUAGUCCAUGUUCAUGGUUUGGUGUCUCUUGUUCUCUUGAUGGCCGUCGUGUGACGUCUCUAAACCUUACCAACGCCGGCCUCAUUGGCAGUCUACACCUCGCUGACCUUACUUCCUUGCCAGCUCUCACCGAUCUUAUUCUACGAGGCAAUUUGUUCUCUGCUGGUGAUCUCUCUGCCUCCUCUGCUACUCCAUGCGCUCUAGAGACUAUUGACUUGUCUUUCAACAACAUCUCUGAUCCUCUUCCAGGGAGGUCCUUCCUGUUCUCCUGUAAUCGUCUGGCUCGUGUUAACCUCUCUCAUAAUUCCAUUCCUGGGGGCACUGUCCAGUUUGGUCCUUCUUUACUGGAGCUUGACCUCUAUGGCAAUCGCAUCUCUGAUUCUACCUUCUUGAAUCGCUCUCUCUCUAUCUGUCAGAACUUGAAUUUCCUCAAUUUCUCUAAUAACAAGCUCGCAGGCAAACUUGAAACCACUCCCAUAUCUUGCAAGAGUCUCUCAGUUUUAGACCUCUCAUAUAAUUUGCUAUCUGGGGAGAUACCACCCAGCUUUGUUGCAGACUCUCCACCGUCUCUCAAGCAUCUGGAUCUAUCCCACAAUAACUUCUCUGGUAACCUUUCCAGUCUUGAUUUUGGGCGCUGCAGCAACCUCAGUUUGUUCAGUUUGUCACAGAACAGGCUUUCCGGCACCGUGUUCCCAAUUAGUCUGAACAACUGUGAGGUUUUGGAGACCCUUGACCUCUCCCAUAAUGAGCUGCAACUCAAGAUACCUGGUGCUGCACUGGGAAGGUUCAAAAAAUUGAAGCAGCUGUCUCUAGCUGACAAUCUGUUCUUUGGUGAUAUUCCUCCUGAGUUGGGACAGGCCUGUGGAACUCUGCAGGAGCUGGAUCUAUCAGCCAACAAACUCACUGGUGGCUUGCCGCUGAAUUUUGUAUCAUGUUCUUCUCUGCAGACCCUAAACCUUGGAAACAAUCUCCUUUCAGGGGAUUUCCUUACUACUGUUAUCAGUAGCCUUCAAAGUCUGAAAUAUCUCUAUGUACCAUUCAACAACAUAACUGGUCCUGUGCCCUUGUCUCUGACAAACUGUACUCAGCUUCAAGUGCUUGACCUGAGUUCGAAUGGCUUCACCGGGAAUGUUCCUUUUGAGUUCUGCACGUCCUCAAACUCCUCUACGCUGCAGAAGUUGUUUAUAGCCAACAAUUACCUAUCAGGGCAGGUGCCCUCAGAGCUUGGAAGCUGCAAAAACCUGACAGGAAUUGAUCUUAGUUUCAACAAUCUGAAUGGUCCGAUUCCUUCAGAGGUUUGGACCUUGCCAAAUCUUGCUGACUUUGUUAUGUGGGCAAACAACCUCACAGGUGAUAUUCCGGAAGGCAUUUGCGAGAAUGGAGGAAACCUAGAAACUUUGAUUCUCAACAACAAUCUCCUUACUGGAACUAUUCCUAAGUCCAUUGGCAGUUGCACCAAUAUGAUUUGGAUAUCACUUUCCAGCAACCAGCUUAGUGGAGAAAUCCCUCCUAGUAUCGGAAAUCUUGUUAACCUUGCAAUACUCCAAAUGGGUAACAAUUCACUCAGUGGACAAAUACCACCGGAACUGGGAAGGUGUCCGAGCCUCAUCUGGCUUGACUUGAACAGCAACGACAUUACUGGCCCCCUCCCACCUGAGCUUGCAGAUCAAUCUGGCCUAAUUAUUCCUGGAAUUGUAUCAGGAAAACAGUUUGCAUUUGUGAGAAAUGAAGGCGGGACAUCAUGCAGAGGAGCUGGAGGACUUGUUGAAUUUGACGGGAUUAGAGCAGAGAGGCUGGAGACUUUACCUAUGGUUCAUUCGUGUCCAACAACCAGAAUUUAUUCUGGGAAAACAGUUUACACCUUCUCCAGCAAUGGCAGCAUGAUAUACCUUGAUCUUUCCUACAAUUCCUUGUCUGGAACUAUCCCUGAAAAUUUUGGUUUAAUGAGCUAUUUGCAGGUUCUGAAUUUGGGGCACAACAAGCUAAUUGGAAAUAUUCCUGACAGUUUUGGAGGUCUGAAAGAAAUUGGAGUUCUGGAUCUCUCUCACAAUGAUCUUCAAGGAUCUAUCCCAGCAUCUUUGGGGACUCUUUCAUUUCUUAAUGAUCUUGAUGUCUCUAAUAACAACCUUUCUGGUCCCAUCCCUUUCGGUGGUCAGCUAACCACUUUCCCAGCAUCCAGAUACGAAAACAAUUCUGGCCUUUGUGGGGUACCAUUGCUUCCUUGUAGCUCUGGAGGCCGCCAGCCAGGCUCUUAUCAUCAGGGAAAGAAGCAGUCUGUGGCAGCUGGGAUGGUCAUUGGCAUCAUAUUCUUUGUGGUGUGCAUCUUUGUCUUCACAUUAGCUUUUUAUCGUGUGAAGAAGUUUCAGCAAAAGGAUGAACAGAAAGAGAAGUAUAUUGAAAGCCUUCCAACUUCUGGCAGCAGCAACUGGAAACUUUCAGGCGUUCCUGAGCCUCUGAGCAUCAACAUUGCCACAUUUGAGAAACCUCUGCGUAAGCUGACCUUCGCUCAUCUGCUUGAAGCUACCAAUGGUUUUAGUGAUGACAGCUUGAUAGGGUCUGGAGGUUUUGGACAGGUCUACAAGGCAAAGCUAAGAGAUGACUGUAUUGUUGCAAUAAAGAAGCUGGUUCAUGUUACAGGCCAGGGAGACAGAGAGUUUAUGGCAGAAAUGGAAACUAUUGGGAAAAUAAAGCACAGGAACCUGGUUCCUCUGCUGGGUUACUGUAAGGUAGGAGAGGAGAGGCUUCUUGUGUAUGAGUACAUGAAAUGGGGAAGUCUAGAGUCUGUUCUUCAUGACAGGUCUAAAGGAGUGUGCUUAAGGCUUGAUUGGGCAGCAAGAAAGAAGAUUGCCGUGGGUUCAGCGAGAGGUCUUGCAUUCCUUCACCACAGCUGCAUACCACACAUUAUCCACCGUGAUAUGAAGUCUAGCAAUGUUCUUCUAGAUGAAAACUUUGAGGCCAGAGUUUCUGAUUUUGGCAUGGCCAGAUUGGUGAAUGCUCUCGACACGCAUCUUAGCGUUAGCACACUUGCAGGAACUCCCGGUUAUGUGCCUCCUGAGUAUUAUCAGAGCUUUAGGUGCACAACAAAGGGAGAUGUUUACAGCUAUGGUGUCAUACUGCUAGAGCUACUCUCAGGUAAGAAGCCAAUAGACCCAUCGGAGUUUGGGGAUGACAACAACCUUGUAGGAUGGGCAAAACAACUUCACAUGGAAGAUAGAGACAAUGGGAUACUGGAUACUGAGUUAACAGUGCAAAAAUCUUGUGAGGGUGAAUUACAUCAGUAUCUGAGAAUUGCUUUUGCGUGCCUUGAAGAAAAGCCUUUCAAGAGACCGACAAUGAUUCAGGUGAUGGCCAUGUUCAAAGAGCUUCAGGUUGAUUCUGAAAAUGAUAUCCUAGAUGGUUUCUCAAUGAAAGAUGCGGUAAUCGACGAACUGGGAGAGAGAGUGUAGAUUAUGAUGUUCGAGACUAGAUGGCUGAGGCUCUGGCAAUGAUAAUUUGCACCUUUGAACGGGAUACUGGGGCUAUCCUUCAAAUUUCACCUACUGUAAAUAAUAGAAGACUAGACAGAGAAAGUAGCAAGAAAUGUGGGAAGAAACAAAGUAAUAGGACUUUCAGUUGCUCAACAAAUGGGUAACAAUUUUUCUUUCCUUUGAUCAUCAUGUUUGUCACUGAAGACUUAAAAUCUUUGUUUCUUUGCCAUUAGCUUCUUCUUUCUUUUGUCACAGUUUUGCCAACAGACGUUUCACGUUUUAUUUAAAAUUUUCCAUUUUUUGCUGUUCA
Hevea brasiliensis (rubber tree) is the source of this 4843-nucleotide messenger RNA. RefSeq names its product receptor-like protein kinase BRI1-like 3. Lineage: Eukaryota; Viridiplantae; Streptophyta; Magnoliopsida; Malpighiales; Euphorbiaceae. Bases 844 to 4512 code for a protein of 1222 amino acids. Gene Ontology annotation, molecular function: ATP binding; protein binding; protein kinase activity. The transcript has 2 exons. The record is from RefSeq and is a predicted model, not a curated record. Gene Ontology annotation, biological process: protein phosphorylation.